Messenger RNA from Rhopalosiphum padi (bird cherry-oat aphid), 13611 nucleotides. RefSeq lists its product as uncharacterized. The record is from RefSeq and is a predicted model, not a curated record. The transcript is spliced from 4 exons. The coding region runs from base 156 to 13154 and encodes 4332 amino acids. NCBI's taxonomy places the organism in Eukaryota, Metazoa, Arthropoda, Insecta, Hemiptera, Aphididae.
UAGCCCGAUGCGACUGGACGGCGCGAUUAGUCGGUCGGUCGGCGACACAAUCGAAGACACACGACGUAUACAUAGUAAUAUACCACUGUGGUAAAAUACGCCUACACGCCGCCGUCACCGCCACUAACGUUGUUACAUCCGGCAUGUAAUAGAUUAUGAUAGAACAAACAGCAUUACACAACAUCUUAACAUGGGUAAUUGCAGUGAUUUUAUUUAUUUUCCAAUCACUCAACUAUUUUGUUGCACGGAUAAAAAAAUACGCAAAACACGGACAAAAAAAAACUACUGUUGUGACAACAGAUACAACAACAUUAUCUGAAUUGAAUCCGAAUAAUAACAAUGCGCCGAAAAAUGUUAUUGCUGUUCAAGGACUGAUCCAAAAACACUUUGACAUUCCUCUGAUAAUUGCAGAAGAUGAACCAAAAGUGAAUGAUUUUAUUAAAAGUGCUCAAUUAUUGAUAUCUAAUGAUAAUUUCAAAGAAAAACAGAAAAUAGAUCAAUUUAUGGAGCAUUUUGUCGAUGACUCUUAUGUUGCGCGUGGCCUAGGUUUGAUAACUGCAAACGUUGGACGCGAAUCAGAAUUUUACUUGUACUCAAAAUAUGAUAAUAACUUUGAAAACGUCGUUAUUAGGCUCAAAGGACGUCACGGCGAAAGUGGUCAAAUCAUAAUAUCAGGCCAAGACCCUACAAACCUUAUUGAAACAAAAUCAAUUCCCAUAGAUUAUUUUUAUGAUGAAGAUAGAAUCAAAGUUACUUACACACCAUUUGCAGAAGGAGUGUAUACAUUAACACUAGUACGAAAUGGUUUAUCCAUUUGCCGCUCUCCGUACUAUAUAUCGGUAGAAAAAAGCCCGACAAAUUCUAGAUCUCAAAUUCGUUUAGGUACAAAGAAAUAUAAAAUGGUAAGUAAAUUUGCUAAGGCCAAGCAUGUACCUCUUGAAACAUGUGACAGUAAUAUUCCUGUCAUUGAACCUAGUAAACCAUCUAUUAGUAGAAAUAUUCUUCCAGCAUCGGAAGAAAACUCUAUACGAACAGACGUUAUGUCUAUAGUAACAAAAUUUGAAUCCAAUAGUAUACAUUUUCAAAAAAAAAUUCAUAAACAUACAUCUAAUAUAUCCAAAACAAGUCCAAAAACUAGUUUGAUCGAUGAAAUUUCAAUAAAUUCGAAUAUUCAACCAAAAAUUGUAACUGGCAAUGAUCAUGAUACUAACGUCAAUGAUUUAAAUUCAGCUAGUAUUAAUUCGAUUCCUAAGUCCGCCGAAGAAAAAUUUUGGAGUAACAUAGAUAUUUCCAAUAUAAAUAGUAAGAAAAAUGAUAUAAAUUCUAUAGAUGCCAAAAGUAACCUGAUGAAGAAGUCCAUAAUAAAGCUAGAUAAAUGCACUAGAAAUACAAACGAUAUACCCCGAGUAAAAAAUGUAUCAUUAAAUCACCUAGAACCUACAAACAGUGUAUUAUUGAAGGAAAGUUUAAAUUAUGAGAAUUCACACGAUGUAGAAAAACAAAAUAAAACGUAUGAUACAAAUGAACUUAUUCAUGGACAAAACCAAAUUGAAACGUUUCUAGAUCCAAUUACUAUAAUAGAUAAAUCCGAAAUCAAAUGUAUAGACAAUGAACUAUUUACACAAAAUGAAGUAUCGUGUUUUGAUGGUGAUAACAAAAAAACUGUAGUUGUAAUGGAAAAUAUUAACGAACUAGAAUCGCAUCCCAAAGAUUCUGCGAUUCAACAAAUAAGCGAUUCGGCACAAUACAAUAUUAAUACCCUUUUGGCAAGUAUUAUAACAAAAAUAACUAAUUGUGUUUGUGAAAAAUGUUCAAAACAAGUAUUAAAAAUACUAUCUGAGAUUCCGAGAGAUAUAAAUUUAACAUAUAAAAACAAUUCAAAUGAAAUCUGUUCAAGCUUAGAAACUCUUCUUGCUCAGCCAAUUAGCAUUGAUAUUAAUAUAGAUAACUUAUUUGAAAACCCCACAAAACCAGCAAAUGAACAAAAAAAUGAUAAUUUAUUGACUAAAAGUUCAACAAAUAUGAAACUAAUGGAUACAAUCGAUAAAGACGUAAAAUAUCAUUAUCUAAAUGAAAUCACACAAAUAGAUAAUACUUCUAAUGGAGUAUACUGUGACAUCAAUAACACAACUAAAGAAUUAAUUAUUAAAAAAAAUAAACUCGAUGGUGAAAUAAAUACAACGAAAAAUGAUAAAUUAACCGAUAAUUUUUCUAUACCCUUCACUGAACACGAUAUAGAUAAACGCAAAACAGUACAACUAGAAAAUAAAUUGUCUACAAAUGAAAUAAUAAAAAAUGAAUAUUCAAUUACUAAUGAAGCAAAUGUAUUAAACUCUCAUCAACUAAAUAAUGCCAACAUUUAUAAAUCAGAUGAUAAAAUGCAAAUGCAAAUUCAAGAUGUGCAAAUAUCCUUAGAACAUAAUAUGGACUUAAUUGAAACACAUCAAUUUCAUGAAUACAACAAAAAAUUAAAUAAUAUCAAUAAAGAAAAUGAUAAAACUUUAGACAAGAGUGAUUUAGUAACAACCAGUUACGAAAAAAAAAUUAAUACAGAACCAUUAAAAGAAGAAUUCAAAAUUAAGAACGAUAUCAUUCCGGAAAAAAAUACAAAUAGUCAAAGUUCUCCUAUAAAUAGCACAGUAUUAGCAUCGAUGGAGGUUGAAUUACCGACUUUAAAAUACAAAUCAGAAGAUAAUCAACAAGACAUAAGCAAUAUAUCCAAUAUUAAUGUUAUACUAACUGAAAACCAAAAGUUAAUAAUUGAAAACUCAAUUGAACCGGUAUUAAACAAUUUCAAAAACAAAAUAGUUGAAAAAAUUACACAAUUAUAUUUAAAUAAAAAUAUAUCAAAUACGGAAAACACUUCCAUCAAUGAAAACGAUGAUAUACAAGAAACACAUAGUUUACAAGAAACUAAACUAUAUAACAACGAUGAUAAUAAAGACACUAAAACUAAAUAUAUUGAAACACUCAAAUCUCAGUUAAAAAAUCAUAUUGAUAAAAAUGAAAUAUCAAAAAUAAUAUUAGAUAAAACAAAAAUGGAUAAUAAUCAUCUAUCUCAAUAUGUCAAAAAUAUAAUUAAAACAAACAUGAAUUCAAGUGAAAUGCAUUCAGAAAAAUUGGGUGAAAAUAAUCCUCAGACACUUGUAAACAUAGCAAUAAAUCACAUCAAUAACCAACAAACAGACAGCAAAUUUAAAAUGAUGAUAAUAGAAAACGAAACGCCAAAUUUUAAAGUUAAAAAAAACAAUAAUGAAGAUACAGUACAAGACACAGAGAUUAUGCUAACCAAAACACCGAGUGAUAUAAAAAUUGAAACCAUAAAACCAAAUAUUUCAGAAAAAACUGAUGAAGUACAAAAAAUAAAUGAUAAAAACAAAGAUGAAUCAAUAAAAUUACAGAUUAAGGAAAAUGAAUUAAGAAAAAUAACCAAUAUAGUUGAAAAAGAAACAAUAAAUGGAAAUGCGGAAAAUAAUAAUAAUAUGGGUACAACAAUAAGCUCAACUAAAAAUACAGCAACAAAUCAAAAAAAAAAAAAAGAAAGCGAACUUCAAGAGAUAAAAAAAAUUACAGAAGCUAUAGAUAUAGAUGUAGAAAAAGAAAAUGAUAAUAAAUUAUCACAAUUAAACAGAACUAAGGAUAUUAUAGUUGAAAAUCUAAAUUCAGAAGUCAGAGUAUCAAAUGCAAAUAUGGUAAAACAAAUCACAGAAAAAGAAAUUUCAUCAGAAUCAACUUCAUAUAAUAAUGCGAAAAAGUUAAACAUAAAAAGAACUAAUACAGAGAAAAAAGAAAAUACUAAUGAAACAUUAGGAAAUAAUAAUGAAUCAGUAAAAAUAUUAUCAAACUAUCAAUUAACAAAUGAUAUAUCACAUACUGUUAAAGAAGAAUUUAAAAAAGAAAAAGAUGCUUCACAAAAGUCAUUAAACACAAAAUAUAGACUAAAGACUUUAGAAUCAACAGUAAAUGAAAUGAAUUGUAAUAUACCCGAAAAUGAAAAUAAAAUACCAACUAACACUUCACCUGCAGAAAUCGUAAAACUAUAUAAAGAUAAAGCAAAUGAACCAUCAGCAAAAAAUGAUACUAUUCAUGAAACUGAAAUAAUGCCAGAUACGAUAAUUCAUGGAUCUGACAUAGACUAUUCAUCAUUGAAUAAAUCAUCUAUGACACCAUUAGUGAAAAAAAUUGUGGUAGAAUUUGUAACUAAAAAAAAUACAACAACUAUUGAUUCUUUAGCAAUUAUUGUACACGAACAAAUUGAACACAACGAUGAAACAACAAAAGACACUAAAAUACAAACAAAUUCAUGGACAGUUAUUAAAGAGAAAGAAGUGACUAGAAAAAAUAAAACUACUAAAUCAAAUCCAUGUACUAAUAACCCAAAUAUAAACAUAGUGGAACAACUAGAUGUAGACAAUGUAAAUGGGGAAAAUACUCUGAAUCUUACAACUGAGCCAGAUAUAACAAAUAAAAACAAUGAUAUAAAAAAUGAAAGAGACCACCCUAUUGAUAUAUCAAACACAUUUGUAGAAGAAAAGAUAGAAAGAGAAGAAAUAAACAUAAAUCCAUUAUCAGUCGUAACACCGGUGACAUCCAUAGUGGAAUCAAAUAUAGCAGAUGAUAUAAAUGAAACUGAACUGAUAUCAUGUACUGAUAUCCCAAAUGUAAACAUAAUUGAAUCAAUGGUUGUGGGAGAAGUAAUAGAAGAACACCUUCCGACGAUUGGUACAGAGACGGGAAUAGUGAUAAACAACGAUAUUAAUGAAACUGAAACAAGCUUACCAACUGACACAUCCUCUACAUCAGGGGAAGCAACAAAAGAAGUACAAGAAAUAUUCAAAACUCCAUUAGAAAUUGAAUCCCCUGUUAUAUCUGAAGUAGAAUCAAAUGUAGUAGAAGUUAUAACUGUGAGUGAAUUGCAACCAUGUACUGAUACGUUUAAUGUAAACAUAGCUGAACCAAUUGUUGUGGAUGAAGUGAUUGAUGAACACCUUCCGACGAUUGAUACAGAGACAGUAAAACUGAUAAACAACAAUAUUAAUGAAACAGAAACAAGCUUACCAACGAAGACAUCCUCUACAUCAGGGGAAGCAACAAAAGAAGUACAAGAAAUAUUCAAAACUCCAUUAGAAAUUGAGUCCCCUGUUAUAUCUGAAGUGGAAUCAAAUAUAGCAGAUGAUAUAAAUGAAACUGAACUGAUAUCAUGUACUGAUAUCCCAAAUGUAAACAUAAUUGAACCAAUGGUUGUGGGAGAAGUAAUAGAAGAACACCUUCCGACGAUUGGUACAGAGACGGGAAUAGUGAUAAACAACGAUAUUAAUGAAACUGAAACAAGCUUACCAACUGAUACAUCCUCUACAUCAGAGGAAGCAACAAAAGAAGUACAAGAAAUAUUCAAAACUCCAUUAGAAAUUGAAUCCCCUGUUAUAUCUGAAGUGGAAUCGAAUGUAGUAGAAGUUAUAACUGAAAUUGAAUUGUCACCAUGUACUGAUACGUUUAAUGUAAAUAUAGUUGAACCAAUGGUUGUGGAUGAAGUGAUUGAUGAACACCUUCCGACGAUUGAUACAGAGACAGUAAAACUGAUAAACAACAAUAUUAAUGAAACAGAAACAAGCUUACCAACUGACACAUCCUCUACAUCAGGGGAAGCAACAAAAGAAGUACAAAAAAUAUUCAAAACUCCAUUAGAAAUUGAAUCCCCUGUUAUAUCUGAAGUGGAAUCAAAUAUAGCAGAUGAUAUAAAUGAAACUGAACUGAUAUCAUGUACUGAUAUCCCAAAUGUAAACAUAAUUGAACCAAUGGUUGUGGGAGAAGUAAUAGAAGAACACCUUCCGACGAUUGGUACAGAGACGGGAAUAGUGAUAAACAACGAUAUUAAUGAAACUGAAACAAGCUUACCAACUGAUAUAUCCUCUACAUCAGAGGAAGCAACAAAAGAAGUACAAGAAAUAUUCAAAACUCCAUUAGAAAUUGAAUCCCCUGUUAUAUCUGAAGUGGAAUCGAAUGUAGUAGAAGUUAUAACUGAAAUUGAAUUGUCACCAUGUACUGAUACGUUUAAUGUAAAUAUAGUUGAACCAAUGGUUGUGGAUGAAGUGAUUGAUGAACACCUUCCGACGAUUGAUACAGAGACAGUAAAACUGAUAAACAACAAUAUUAAUGAAACAGAAGCAAGCUUACCAACUGACACAUCCUCUACAUCAGGGGAAGCAACAAAAGAAGUACAAGAAAUAUUCAAAACUCCAUUAGAAAUUGAAUCCCCUGUUAUAUCUGAAGUAGAAUCAAAUAUAGUAGAAAAUAUAACUGAAAUUGAAUUGCAACCAUGUACUGAUAUCCCAAAUGUAAACAUAAUUGAACCAAUGGUUGUGGGAGAAGUACUUGAAGCAAAUAUUCCCAAUAUUGAAACAGAGAUGGGAAAAUUGAUAAACAACGAUAUUAAUGAAACAGAAACAAGCUUACCAACGAAGACAUCCUCUACAUCAGGGGAAGCAACAAAAGAAGUACAAGAAAUAUUCAAAACUCCAUUAGAAAUUGAAUCCCCUGUUAUAUCUGAAGUGGAAUCAACUGUAGUAGAAGUUAUCACUGGGAGUGAAUUGCAACCAUGUACUGAUAUCCCAAAUGUAAACAUAAUUGAACCAAUGGUUGUGGGAGAAGUACUUGAAGCAAAUAUUCCCAAUAUUGAAACAGAGAUGGGAAAAUUGAUAAACAACGAUAUUAAUGAAACUGAAACAAGCUUACCAACUGAUACAUCCUCUACAUCAGAGGAAGCAACAAAAGAAGUACAAGAAAUAUUCAAAACUCCCUUAGAAAUUGAAUCCCCUGUUAUAUCUGAAGUGGAAUCGAAUGUAGCAGAUGAUAUAAAUGAAACUGAACUGAUAUCAUGUACUGAUAUCCCAAAUGUAAACAUAAUUAAACCAAUGGUUGUGGGAGAAGUAAUAGAAGAACACCUUCCGACGAUUGAAACAGAGACGGGAAAAGUGAUAAACAACGAUAUAAAAGAAACAGAAACAAGCUUACCAACUGAUACAUCCUCUACAUCAGGGGAAGCAACAAAAGAAGUGCAAGAAAUAUUCAAAGCUGCUUUAGAAAUUGAAUCCCCUAUCACAUCUUCAGUGGAAUCAAAAGUAGUAGAAGUUAUCACUGAGAGUGAAUUGUCACCAUGUACUGAUACGUUUAAUGUAAAUAUAGUUGAACCAAUGGUUGUGGAUGCAGUAAUUGAAGAACACCUUCCGACGAUUGAAACAGAGACGGGAAAAGUGAUAAACAACGAUAUAAAAGAAAUAGAAGCAAGCUUACCAACUGACACAUCCUCUACAUCAGGGGAAGCAACAAAAGAAGUACAAGAAAUAUUCAAAACUCCAUUAGAAAUUGAAUCCCCUGUUAUAUCUGAAGUAGAAUCAAAUAUAUUAGAAAAUAUAACUGAAAUUGAAUUGCAACCAUGUACUGAUAUCCCAAAUGUAAACAUAAUUGAACCAAUGGUUGUGGGAGAAGUACUUGAAGCAAAUAUUCCCAAUAUUGAAACAGAGAUGGGAAAAUUGAUAAACAACGAUAUUAAUGAAACAGAAACAAGCUUACCAACGAAGACAUCCUCUACAUCAGGGGAAGCAACAAAAGAAGUACAAGAAAUAUUCAAAACUCCAUUAGAAAUUGAAUCCCCUGUUAUAUCUGAAGUGGAAUCAACUGUAGUAGAAGUUAUCACUGGGAGUGAAUUGCAACCAUGUACUGAUAUCCCAAAUGUAAACAUAAUUGAACCAAUGGUUGUGGGAGAAGUACUUGAAGCAAAUAUUCCCAAUAUUGAAACAGAGAUGGGAAAAUUGAUAAACAACGAUAUUAAUGAAACUGAAACAAGCUUACCAACUGAUACAUCCUCUACAUCAGAGGAAGCAACAAAAGAAGUACAAGAAAUAUUCAAAACUCCCUUAGAAAUUGAAUCCCCUGUUAUAUCUGAAGUGGAAUCGAAUGUAGCAGAUGAUAUAAAUGAAACUGAACUGAUAUCAUGUACUGAUAUCCCAAAUGUAAACAUAAUUAAACCAAUGGUUGUGGGAGAAGUAAUAGAAGAACACCUUCCGACGAUUGAAACAGAGACGGGAAAAGUGAUAAACAACGAUAUAAAAGAAACAGAAACAAGCUUACCAACUGAUACAUCCUCUACAUCAGGGGAAGCAACAAAAGAAGUGCAAGAAAUAUUCAAAGCUGCUUUAGAAAUUGAAUCCCCUAUCACAUCUUCAGUGGAAUCAAAAGUAGUAGAAGUUAUCACUGAGAGUGAAUUGUCACCAUGUACUGAUACGUUUAAUGUAAAUAUAGUUGAACCAAUGGUUGUGGAUGCAGUAAUUGAAGAACACCUUCCGACGAUUGAAACAGAGACGGGAAAAGUGAUAAACAACGAUAUAAAAGAAAUAGAAGCAAGCUUACCAACUGACACAUCCUCUACAUCAGGGGAAGCAACAAAAGAAGUACAAGAAAUAUUCAAAACUCCAUUAGAAAUUGAAUCCCCUGUUAUAUCUGAAGUAGAAUCAAAUAUAGUAGAAAAUAUAACUGAAAUUGAAUUGCAACCAUGUACUGAUAUCCCAAAUGUAAACAUAAUUGAACCAAUGGUUGUGGGAGAAGUACUUGAAGCAAAUAUUCCCAAUAUUGAAACAGAGAUGGGAAAAUUGAUAAACAACGAUAUUAAUGAAACAGAAACAAGCUUACCAACGAAGACAUCCUCUACAUCAGGGGAAGCAACAAAAGAAGUACAAGAAAUAUUCAAAACUCCAUUAGAAAUUGAAUCCCCUGUUAUAUCUGAAGUGGAAUCAACUGUAGUAGAAGUUAUCACUGGGAGUGAAUUGCAACCAUGUACUGAUAUCCCAAAUGUAAACAUAAUUGAACCAAUGGUUGUGGGAGAAGUACUUGAAGCAAAUAUUCCCAAUAUUGAAACAGAGAUGGGAAAAUUGAUAAACAACGAUAUUAAUGAAACUGAAACAAGCUUACCAACUGAUACAUCCUCUACAUCAGAGGAAGCAACAAAAGAAGUACAAGAAAUAUUCAAAACUCCCUUAGAAAUUGAAUCCCCUGUUAUAUCUGAAGUGGAAUCGAAUGUAGCAGAUGAUAUAAAUGAAACUGAACUGAUAUCAUGUACUGAUAUCCCAAAUGUAAACAUAAUUAAACCAAUGGUUGUGGGAGAAGUAAUAGAAGAACACCUUCCGACGAUUGAAACAGAGACGGGAAAAGUGAUAAACAACGAUAUAAAAGAAACAGAAACAAGCUUACCAACUGAUACAUCCUCUACAUCAGGGGAAGCAACAAAAGAAGUGCAAGAAAUAUUCAAAGCUGCUUUAGAAAUUGAAUCCCCUAUCACAUCUUCAGUGGAAUCAAAAGUAGUAGAAGUUAUCACUGAGAGUGAAUUGUCACCAUGUACUGAUACGUUUAAUGUAAAUAUAGUUGAACCAAUGGUUGUGGAUGCAGUAAUUGAAGCAAAUAUUCCCAAUAUUGAAACAGAGACGGGAAAAUUGAUAAUAAACGAUAUUAUUGAAACAGAAUCAAGCUUACCUACCGAUACAUCCUCUACAUCAGUGGAAGCAACAAAUGACGUACAAGAAAUAAUCAAAACUCCCUUACAAAAUGAAUCCCCCGUCAUAUUGGUUCAACCAAUGGUUGUGGAUGAAGUAAUUGAAGCAAAUAUUCCCAGUAUUGAAACAGAGACGGGAAAAGUGAUAAACAACGAUAUAAAUGAAACAGAAACAAGCUUACCAACUGAUACAUCCUCUACAUCAGGGGAAGCAACAAAAGAAGUACAAGAAAUAAUCAAAACACCCUUACAAAUUGAAUUCCCUGUUAUAUCUGAAGUGGAAUCAAAUGUAGUAGAAGUUAUCACUGAGAGUGAAUUGCAACCCGAUACUGAUAUCCCAAAUGUAAACAUAAUUGAACCAAUGGUUGUGGGAGAAGUACUUGAAGCAAAUAUUCCCAGUAUUGAAACAGAGACGGGAAAAGUGAUAAACAACGAUAUAAAUGAAACAGAAACAAGCUUACCAACUGUUACAUCCUCUACAUCAGGGGAAGCAACAAAAGAAGUACAAGAAAUAAUCAAAACUCCCUUACAAAAUGAAUCCCCUGUUAUAUCUGAAGUGGAAUCAACUGUAGUAGAAGUUAUCACUGGGAGUGAAUUGCAACCAUGUAUUGAUAUCCAAAAUGUAAACAUAAUUGAACCAAUGGUUGUGGGAGGAGUAAUUGAAGAACACCUUCCGACGAUUGGUAUAGAGACGGGAAUAAUGAUAAACAACGAUAUUAAUGAAACAAAAACAAGCUUACCAACUGAUACAUCCUCUACAUCAGGGGAAGCAACAAAAGAAGUACAAGAAAUAUUCAAAGGUGCUUUAGAAAUUGAAUCCCCUAUCACAUCUUCAGUGGAAUCAAAAGUAGUAGAAGUUAUAACUGAAAUUGAAUUGCAACCAUGUACUGAUACGUUUAAUGUAAACAUAGUUGAACCAAUUGUUGUGGAUGAAGUAAUUGAAGAACACCUUCCGACGAUUGAUACAGAGACAGUAAAAUUGAUAAACAACGAUAUUAAUGAAACAGAAACAAGCUUACCAACUGAUACAUCCUCUACAUCAGUGGAAGCAACAAAAGAAGUACAAGAAAUAUUCAAAGCUGCUUUAGAAAUUGAAUCCCCUAUCACAUCUUCAGUGGAAUCAAAAGUAGUAGAAGUUAUAACUGAAACUGAAUUAUCACCAUGUACUGAUACGUUUAAUGUAAACAUAGUUGAACCAAUGGUUGUGGAUGAAGUAAUUGAAGCAAAUAUUCCCAAUAUUGAAACAGAGACGAGAAAAUUGAUAAUAAACGACAUUAUUGAAACAGAAACAAGCUUACCAACUGAUACAUCCUCUACAUCAGGGGAAGCAACAAAAGAAGUACAAGAAAUAUUCAAAGCUGCUUUAGAAAUUGAAUCCCCUAUCACAUCUUCAGUGAAAUCAAAAGUAGUAGAAGUUAUAACUGAAACUGAAUUGUCACCAUGUACUGAUAUACCAAAUGUUAAUAUAGGUGAACCAAUAGUUUUGGAUGAUGUAAUUGAAGCACAUAUUCCAAAUAUUGAAACAGAAACGGAAAAAGUGAUAAACAACGUAAUUAAUGAAACAGAAACAAGCUUACCGACCGAUAGAUCCUCUACAUCAGAAGAAGAAAUAAUCAAAACUCAUUUACAAAUUGAAUCCCCAGGUAUCACCGUUGAAUCAAAAGUAGUAGAAGUUAUAACUGGAACUGAUUUAAUAACAUAUACUGAUAUCUCAAAUCUAAGCUUAGUAGAUAAUAUGGAUGCAGGAAAUUUUCCGAAUACUGCAGUAAUAGAGCUGGAUAUUAAUGUUAAGGAAUAUGAAACAGUCCACUCCAUUUAUACACCGUCUACUUUUGUAGAAGGAAAUAUAGAUGUAGAAGAAAUAAUCAAAGAUCCAUUAUCAAUAGAUACGUCUGGUAUAUCUAUAGCGAUAUCAAAUGCAAUUGAAGAUAAAACUGAAACUGAAUUGUCACCUUGUGCUGAUUCCUUGAUUGAAAAAAUAUUAGAACCAAUAGUUCUAGAAGAAGUAUUUGAAGUAAAUAAUCAAAAUAGUUCAAUAAUGACGGUUAAAUUGAUUAGUAACAAUGAUAAGGAAAGUGAAACAUACCAACCGAUUUGUACAUCCUCUACAUCCGUGGAUGAAAUGAACAAUGUAGAAGAAACAAUCUUGACAUUGGAUACAUCUGUAGAACAAUCAACGUUAGUAAAUGAGGAAAAGUUGAAUUUUGCCGAUAUAUUACAUAGUAAGCAUAUAGCACAUAUCCAGUCUACAAAAAUAUUCUUAAAAGAUCAAACGAUUAUAGAUUUUGAAAUAGAAAAUAAAAGUCUAUUGCCAAAUGAUGCUUUUCCUGAAUCUGUAGAAAAACAUGAUUUAGAUAAAGUUGUAAGAGAAACAGUUCGAGUUAAUGUCAAAGAGAUUAAAAAUACUAUAGGUAUUGACACACCCACAACAUUUGUAGAAGAUCAAAAAGUGGAAAGCCAUGGUACUGUAAUUGAAAAUAUAUUAGCAAUUGACACUUCAACUGCAUCUGUACAAGAACAGAUACAGAUAGAAGAAGUUAUCAAAGAUGAAUCCGUGUCUUUAAUUAAUUUCGCAGUGUCAUCCGAUGAACAAUAUGCAGUAGAACAUAAUGAAAUCAAAAUUACAGCAAUGGUUUCUUCUAUUACAUCCAUGGAAGAACAUAUAAUUGUUAAUGCAGAGGAUGUAAUGGAUACUUUUACUGAAUCGUUAGAUAAAACUGCAGUAGAAAAUGGUACACAUGAUGAAAUUUCGACACUAACAGAUAUUUUAUCUGCAGUCACCGAUGAACAGAUAGACCUAGAAAAAGUUACGAAUAGCGAAACUCAAAUACUAGUUGAUACUUCUAUUGCAUUUUCAGAAAACCCAAUUAAAAUAGAGGAAUGUACUGAAACAGAAAUCACAGCACUUUUUACUUGCGCAUCUACAUCUGAAGUAGAAUCGAAUGAGAUAGAUGUAAAUAGUGGAAAUAAAACUUCAACACCAAUUAAUUUGGCCUCAGUUGCAAUAGAACAAACGGAAUCAGAUACGGUAAUUGAAAUGACAUCACCAAAUAUUAACGUUAUAAAUAGCAAUUCUGAAACAAUUUUUAUUGAUAAAGAAAUUAAAACUAAAAAUUCAGAUAAUCCUAAAAAUUGUUAUUUAAAAUUCGGAGAAUCGUCUAAGUUUCAUUGUUUGAAAAAUGAAGAUAAUUCACAAGGACAAUCUUAUGGCAUUCAAAAAUUAGAAAUGUCUGUACAACGAUUAAAAACAUCCAAUGAUGAUUAUUAUGAAAAAACGUUUGUACAGUUGGAACAAACUGAAAAAAUUUCUUCUGUAGAUAAAGAUAAGGUUGACUGUGAAAAUAUAAAUAAUAUUGAUGAUAAAUUAUACACAGUCAACGAAUCCGACUUAAACGCAAUAUUAUGUGCAUCUUCUCUCGAAGAAGCACUUACCUUAUUGGACUCAAAAAUUAAAUUUAAAUUUAAACAUAGGAAAUCGUCUAGUAAAGCUAACUCUGCAUCAUCAUUUAUUCCUGAAAUUCAAACAUCUGAGAGUAAAAGUAGUGGUACUAACACAAACUUUACAGACGCUCGAGAUUUCUUUAAAGAAAUUGAAAAAAAAUCUAAAAAAUAAAAACAUAAUGAAAUAAAAGUAAUAUUUUAUAAAUUAAUAGUCAUUUAAUAAUCAGUAAAAUUAUUAUUUUAUGACCUGAAUAAUUAAAAUGCCAAAAACAUCUAAAAUCAUAGUGACUUUAUUUUUUUUUAAAACUACUCACUAUCUUUUCGUUUUAAUAUUAAACACACUUAAAGUGGACAUCAAUUUUUUGAAUUCUAUCAAAUUUUUAUUCAAACUAAUGGUAUUUGCCGUUAGUAUAACAUUCUUCAAUGAUGGCCAACAAAUUAACGACAGCACCGAAGAAUUGUGAGCUAGCAUAUUGUUUGACAAAUUUAUUGUAAUUAGACUGACAAAUGGAAUAUGAUAAGCGUGGUAUACGAUCUCUGAAAAAUAUUGGUUUGCAAUUAAAAUAAUAAAAUUAUUUUUAAUAAGAAUGAAAAAAGUAUAAAUAAAUAUUUUUUUACCUUUUGUAUCA